AUGGAGCUCGACCAGAGCAUCUCGCUUUGGCGUGGCCGCGCUGUCGAUGCCGCGCUCCUGGGCGCCUCCAGUUGCAUGUCCAAGGACGGCAAUCGUCUUGUCCUGCUGACGUCCACCGAAGACGUGCGUGAGAUCUGCGCCCCCACGCGCAAGUGUACGAACCACUGGACCUUCCGAGCCGGGAGCCUUUACGCCUUGCGGGUGACAGCUGUGCGUCAUCCGCACUCGCGCUUGUUCUUUGGCGUUUGUGGUGCGCCUGGCGUGAGUGCGAGCAAGAAAGCGCGUCAAGUGAGACGUCAAGAGGUCAACAAGACGACUGCGCUGCCAGCAAACGAAGGCUUGACGGUCUGGCGCGACGUGGACACGGACGUAGCGGCGUGGCGACGUACGCCGUUGCAGUCAAGUGCCAAGGCUUUUGCUGUGCUGGCACACUUGAAACUGAAAGAAGAAGUGGUUGUGGUGUUUCAGGACGGCUCGUUUGCAACGUACGAUGAGGAAUUGAAUCGAGGAGUGCACAGUGAUGAUGCAAAGGAUGCAACCGUGGCAGAAGAAGAGGAGGAAGUAGAGGGAAUUGAUAUGGAUGGAGGGGACGAGGAUGCUGUUGAAGAUGCUCGGAAAAUUGAAGAAGACGAAGCACGAGUGGUGUGGGCUUACGUGGAGACAGACAGCCGCAGCUCUUCGAAGGGUGGACUCUUCUUGUCGAUCCUUGUGCAGAAGUUGACACAGGAGGGUAACAAGCAAUUGGAGCUCAUGGUGUAUCAAAUUACGUGCCCUACUGUCACCAGGCGUAUGGGUGGCGUGCUGUCAGUCGUGCUGCGCGUACGUCAUCGUGUCCGUCUGCCGGACGAUGAAGAACUGUCAUCGUGCGCGUUUCACCCUGAGACGUUCUCGUACUCACUCAUUGGCCGAUCAGGCUCCUGGCAGACGCUGCGCUUUUCACGUGAUGCAGUGACGAGCAAUGUGACGCUUGUUGCUUGUCAGCGGAUGCCCAGCUUGACGUCAGCUGAAGGUGAUGCAAACGUUCCGGUGCAUAAGAAACGCAAAUUACAGGCAGCUAAUAGAACGGAGUCGGGCUACUUGGUGAGUGGUAUUGGGCACGUCACGUACUUGGUAAGUCUAUCGUUGGACGCUCCGUCGCAGCUCACAGCUUGGGAUUCCAAGUUUGCUGUUCCCGUGUCGAAAUCAGAGCUCAACUUGACGGCGGAAAAAGACAGCGAGAGCGGUAUCGUCAUUGGGCGUAGCAGUAAAGACGGAGUCGGUCGUCCAGUGCAGAUUGUGAAUGUGGGUUCAGGCGACGUUCUGUUUGUCAUUUAUGAGCGGGGCGUGUUCCUCAUCCACGUGAGGAACAAAAAGUCGACAUUGGCCAGCGUUCUGGGAGCCACGGCGUCCAGCGGUGUGGUGACUCUCGAUACUCUAGCAUCGUCUGCAUUACCUGACAGCUGCGUGCAAUGGGAAUCCAUAGCGUCGAGCAGUAUGAGCAGCGACACGCUAGUGGUUGAGUCGUGGCAGUCGAAAAUGUGUAGUGAUGAUGACCGUGAGCGUCAGCUGAUUGCGGAUCUAUCGGAUCCUCAAGUUGCAUCUUCAGCUGCUGCAUUCAUCGAGCGUCUCGACAAGGCACUAGAGAAGCAGAAGAGCGAGCAAAAGCCUGGCAAGGAAGAGCAAGAAGAGCUAUCGUUCCGACUGUUGCAAGCUGUGACGCGGCGCUGCUUGGAAUCGCCAGAGCUGGGUCUGUGGGCCCCUCUUAAGAAAAUGCUGCUCACUGGACGGUUGUCAGCGCGUACUGAGCCAACGCUGCUCCCAAUCUUGAUGAAGUACAACCAGUUUGCGCUGCUUGAGUGUGCUAUUGUGCACCUGAUCGAUAUCGACGAGCGCUCAAUUGUGCGUCUGUUGAUGUAUUGUAUCCGCAAGAGCAGCGAUUUAUCCUUCAUCGAGUUCGUAGAACAGCAAGUCCAGAGUCAGCACAAACAAGCUGCUGGCAGGAUCGAUGCAACUGCAGUCUGUGAGCGAUUCACAGUAGCACUUUUGGGUCUGCCGACGAAUAGUGUGUUUUUGCACCGUGCAAUUCGUGAAUUGAAGCUCGAAGAGGUCCUGCUCGUGCUUGCUAUCUGCAAGAAGCUGCUGCUUGUGCACACUACUGGAGCCGAUGCUGACGACGACGUGUCGGUCAAGACAAGAACUAGAAAGUCGAAAACCGGCCGGAAAAGUGCUGACCUUGCGCUCGCAUUGAGGACGACAGAGGAGCAGUGCUUUACGCCGCUGCCAUCCGCCUCGCGCUGUUGUGUGUGGAUCUGCGCGCUGCUGGACGCGCAUCUAUCGGCUUUGGUCCAUCGCGCCUCUCGGAACAUUGCGAUCUCUCGGACACUGCACCAAUUGGAUGCUCUCGUGCAGCUGCUCAUUCGCACGAACGCUCACUAUGAAUCUGUACACGGCGUGCUGAGCAACUUUUUGUCUGGUGUGCGACUACCGCGGGCUCCAGGCCUUCCGGACUACAGCAUGGAGGAGUUGUGGCUGUAG
This is a messenger RNA of Peronospora matthiolae, 2514 nucleotides long. The record is from the annotation of a GenBank genome assembly. Lineage: Eukaryota; Oomycota; Peronosporomycetes; Peronosporales; Peronosporaceae.